CCGCCCAUUCUUCCUUGUUCACAAAGAGGAGCCCACUUCCAUCCUCUUGACACCCACGCUUUACACAGGAGCCCCUCCCAGUUGCCUCUUCUUGAGGCUGAACAGGCCCGGCUCCUUUAGCCCUUCCUCAUGGGAUAUCUCUCCAGAUUCUUGGCCAACUUAUUAGCUCUCCGCUGGACCUGCUCUAGGAGUUCCGCAUCUCUUUUCUACUAUAAAAGUCAUAACUGCACACAGUACUCCAAAUGCGGCCUCAUCAGGGCUGAGUAGAGGGGCAGGAUCACUUCCCUCGACCUUUCCAGAGAAGCGCCAGUCACCAGACUCGCAGCCUCCGUGGGGGAUCCGGGCUGGCAGCGCCCACGCCGGACACACGGCAGGCGGCCCCGGCGCCAGCACGGCGCACGCCAGGCAGCGGCAGCGCCGGCCCCGGAGCUUCCGGGGCGCAGUGCCCAGGCCCCGCCUGGCCGCCGUUGCCAAGGGCCGGUCGCUACCAGAGGGAGGGAGCCGGCGACGGGGCGGCGCGGAUUGGGCUCCGAGCGCCCCGGGCCGGAGGCGGGAGAGGCGCGGGCGGCAGCGGGUUCCGGGCGGAGCGGAGCCACAUUGGGCAGCGCCGCGCGGGGUUGUGGGAGAAGGGGCCGUCCCCGCCGCCGCCCCCCGCCCGUCCUCCGGCCAAGAUGUCUGACAUGGAGGAUGAUUUCAUGUGCGAUGAUGAGGAGGACUACGAUCUGGAAUAUUCUGAGGACAGCAACUCUGAACCAAAUGUGGAUCUGGAAAAUCAAUACUACAAUUCCAAAGCUUUGAAGGAAGAUGACCCUAAAGCAGCAUUAAGCAGUUUUCAGAAGGUUUUGGAACUCGAAGGUGAAAAGGGAGAAUGGGGAUUCAAAGCUCUGAAACAGAUGAUUAAAAUAAACUUUAAAUUGACUAACUUUCCUGAAAUGAUGAAUAGGUAUAAACAGCUAUUGACCUACAUACGGAGUGCAGUUACAAGGAAUUACUCUGAAAAAUCCAUCAAUUCUAUUCUUGAUUAUAUCUCUACUUCCAAGCAGAAUUCUGAUUUUUUAUGUCAGAUGGAUUUGCUUCAGGAAUUCUAUGAAACAACACUUGAAGCUCUGAAAGAUGCUAAGAAUGAUAGAUUGUGGUUUAAAACAAACACAAAGCUUGGCAAAUUAUAUUUAGAACGAGAAGAAUAUGGAAAAUUACAAAAGAUUUUGCGUCAGCUGCAUCAGUCAUGCCAGACUGAUGAUGGGGAAGAUGAUCUAAAAAAAGGUACUCAACUAUUGGAAAUCUAUGCUUUGGAAAUUCAAAUGUAUACAGCACAGAAAAAUAACAAAAAACUUAAAGCACUAUAUGAACAGUCAUUGCACAUCAAGUCAGCCAUUCCUCAUCCACUGAUCAUGGGAGUUAUCAGAGAAUGUGGAGGCAAAAUGCACUUAAGAGAAGGAGAGUUUGAAAAGGCACAUACUGAUUUUUUUGAAGCAUUCAAGAAUUACGAUGAAUCAGGGAGCCCCAGAAGAACCACUUGCUUAAAAUAUUUGGUCUUAGCAAAUAUGCUCAUGAAGUCUGGAAUAAAUCCAUUUGAUUCUCAGGAGGCUAAACCAUACAAAAAUGAUCCAGAGAUUCUAGCAAUGACGAAUUUAGUAAGUGCCUAUCAGAAUAAUGACAUCACUGAAUUUGAGAAGAUUCUGAAAACAAAUCACAGCAACAUCAUGGACGAUCCCUUCAUAAGGGAGCACAUUGAAGAGCUUUUGCGAAACAUCAGAACACAAGUGCUUAUAAAAUUAAUUAAGCCUUACACAAGAAUACAUAUUCCUUUUAUUUCUAAGGAGUUAAACAUAGAUGUAGCUGAUGUGGAAAGCUUGCUUGUGCAGUGCAUAUUGGAUAACACUAUACAUGGCCGAAUUGAUCAAGUCAACCAGCUCCUAGAACUGGACCAUCAGAAGAGAGGUGGUGCACGUUAUACUGCGUUAGAUAAAUGGACCAACCAACUAAAUUCUCUCAACCAGGCUGUAGUCAGCAAGCUGGCCUAACAGAAACCAAGCUUCUACAAACGUACUUAAGGCAACAGUGCAGUGAUGUAAACCUUAAAAGAACUGGGAAUGGCAAAACUACUGUCGGUUGGUGUGCCCUGAAAUUAUUGGAGUUAUGGCAGAAGUGCUUUUUUGAUCAGCUGGUUUGUGUUUUGCUGCUGCAUUUAUCCCAAGAAAAAAACAGCUUUAAUCUCCAGAAGAAAACCAAAAUGCCACGGGAUUUAUGCUGUAUUGACAUCUUGCCCUAAACAUACAACAUCCUAGUAAUUUGUCAAGGGGCAAUUAAUGACCAGAGAGAAGAUUUUUGUCAUGAUUUUAAGUACACUGACACGUUACUGUUGGUUAAAUUUAAACAUGUUUUACCUGCAGAAAUUCUCUCACAGAAAUAACCUGCAAUAACUUGAAAUGCAUACCCUUUUGAACACUUCCUUUUCUCAUGUAUAAAUUGAAAUGUUUGCUGCAUUUUGCAAAAUGUCAAUUCUCCAAAAAUGUGUCCAUAUAUUUCUGUACCUGCAGUGUAGUAAAGGUUUAGAAGAAACCCCAUAAUUAUAGUGGCAUACUGUCACUUAGGUUUCAAGCAGCAAAAUAAACAGUGCAGUUCAGAAAUUGUA
Messenger RNA from Vidua chalybeata, 2635 nucleotides. RefSeq names its product COP9 signalosome subunit 2 (gene COPS2). Gene Ontology annotation, biological process: protein deneddylation. The coding region runs from base 672 to 2024 and encodes 450 amino acids. NCBI's taxonomy places the organism in Eukaryota, Metazoa, Chordata, Aves, Passeriformes, Viduidae. The transcript is spliced from 13 exons. Gene Ontology annotation, molecular function: protein binding. The record is from RefSeq and is a predicted model, not a curated record. Gene Ontology annotation, cellular component: COP9 signalosome.